Aspergillus alliaceus is the source of this 1623-nucleotide messenger RNA. Its product is annotated as glycerol-3-phosphate dehydrogenase family protein. Gene Ontology annotation, molecular function: glycerol-3-phosphate dehydrogenase [NAD(P)+] activity; NAD binding. Gene Ontology annotation, biological process: glycerol-3-phosphate catabolic process; carbohydrate metabolic process. The transcript is spliced from 3 exons. Bases 183 to 1409 code for a protein of 408 amino acids. Gene Ontology annotation, cellular component: nucleus; glycerol-3-phosphate dehydrogenase (FAD) complex; cytosol. Lineage: Eukaryota; Fungi; Ascomycota; Eurotiomycetes; Eurotiales; Aspergillaceae. The record is from RefSeq and is a predicted model, not a curated record.
AUAACGUCCAGAUGACGUCGCCGAGACAGGCAUAAAUCAAAAAAUACAUCAAUCCUCCACCCAGAUAUAUCUACAUACACACAACUACAAAUACAAAUGCACUCCUCCAUCCACAAUCAAUCAAUCAAUCAAUUAGAUUAACCAAAACAUACCUCCACCAAAGAACAGAAACAACCCCCAAAAUGUCCCAAAAGAAACAACACACGGUAGCCGUCAUCGGCUCCGGAAACUGGGGCUCAACAAUCGCCAAAAUCCUCGCCGAAAACACAUCCUCGCAUCCGGACCUCUUCACUCCCAACGUACAAAUGUGGGUAUUCGAAGAACAAAUCCAGAUCCCGUCCGACUCAUCACACCACUCUAAAUUCGGCGACAAGCCCCAGAACCUAACAGAAGUCAUCAACUCUGUCCACGAGAAUGUGAAGUACCUACCUGGCAUCGCGCUCCCGGAAAACCUGAUCGCGAACCCAGAUAUCGAAGACGUGGUGAAAGAUGCCACGAUCCUAGUCUUCAAUCUACCGCACCAGUUUAUCGAGGGGAUACUGGAUCAGAUCCGGGGAAGACAUCUACCGUAUGCGCGGGCGAUAUCGUGCGUAAAAGGGGUAGACGUUACGGAUGGGGAGGUGACGUUGUUUUCGGAGUUGAUUAUGGAGAAGCUGGGGGUUUAUUGCGGGUCGUUGUCCGGGGCGAAUAUUGCGCCGGAGGUUGCGGCGGAGAAGUUUAGCGAGACGACUAUCGGGUAUGAUACGCCGCCGAUGGAUGUCGACGCGGAGGAUGGGAGCCCGGCGGAAAAUCGGAUCAAGGUCGAUGAGCAAAGGCAGACGAAGACGAGGCCGACCCAUACGAAGUUGACGCGGGUGCCGCGGGAGCUUGUGACGGUUGAUGGGGAGUUGUUGCGGACGCUCUUUGGACGUCCGUAUUUCCAUGUGAAUGUGGUUAGGGAUGUUGCGGGCGUUGCGCUGAGCGGUGCGUUGAAGAAUAUCGUGGCGUUGGCCGCGGGGUUUGUCGCAGGGAAGAAAUGGGGGGAGAAUGGUAAGGCGGCAGUCAUUCGAGUUGGCGUAUUGGAGAUGGUGAAGUUUGGACGCACCUGGUUCCCGCAGUCGGUGGAAGAAAGGACUUUCACGGAGGAGAGCGCGGGUAUUGCCGAUUUGGUUGCGUCUUGCUCGGCGGGGAGGAACUUCCAGUCAGCGAAGCAUGCUGUUGAGAAAGGUGUGAGCGUGGACGAGAUUGAGAAGUCGGAGAUGAACGGGCAGAAGCUGCAGGGCACGUCGACGGCGAAAUCUAUUCAUAAAUUUCUUGAAAAACAUGGGAAAGUGGCAGACUACCCUUUAUUUGAUGCUGUAAAUGGUAUCCUCGAGGGAAAGACGAGCGUGGGCAGUCUGCCAAAGUUGUUGGACAAGAGAUUUGGCUAGAGCUACUACAGAGUCUGCACUGCUAGAAUGCACAAAGAGAAAAGAGAUGUAUAUCAUAUGGGGGCAGUAGACUUGGGACGAACAUCGACGAAAGGCGGGUCUAUGGUAUUAAUUGUACUCAUAAUCAUUAUAGGGAACGCUGUACAGCAUAAAUCAAACAGAAGGGACCGUAGUCUUCAAGCCCUUAGCUAUCCGGCGCAUUUGCUCACAGUAA